Molecule: messenger RNA, 1371 nt
Organism: Adineta steineri
Lineage: Eukaryota; Metazoa; Rotifera; Eurotatoria; Adinetida; Adinetidae
Source: the annotation of a GenBank genome assembly
AUGAAAUUUUGUUCGAUUUUCUUAAAAAUUUUCUUUUAUCUAAAUAUUUUAAAUAAAAUAUGUUCAUCGAAUAUUUCAACAUCUGAAUGUUCGUUAACGAUUGAAUUAAAAAAUAAUUCUAUAACAUGUUUACCUUCUGAAUGUUUUAAAUAUUUGAAUCCAAAAAAAAUUCUUGAAAGAUCGUGUCAAAUAAAUUAUUUGAAUUUAUCUUUUACAAAUGAUGAAAUAUUCUUAGAUUUUAUUGAAAAUCAAGCUCAACAUGAAUUUUUGCUUGAAGAAAUUUUUAAUGAAAAUAAUCAACAAACAAAUACAAUUGAAAUUUCUAUUGAUUAUAUAAAUAGAACGAAUAAUGCAGAUUUUCUUUCAUAUGAUAUGUUUUCAUAUCUGGGAGGAGAAAGUGAAAAUAUUCAAAUAUUUAAAUUAAAUAUUAAUAGAUGGAUAGAAAAUAAUUUGAAAAAUCUUAUUUAUAUUCAAGAAAAUCUUAUUUAUGAUCAACCAUUUGAAGAAAUUUCUUUGAAAUUUUAUUGUAAUUAUAAUUUAACAUUUGUUCAAUGGAUUUUAUAUAAACAAAAAUCUCUUCAACAAAAAUCUCCAUGUCCAACACAAAUUCAAAUUCAAUCAGAAUAUUCUAAUCAAGAUAUUUACCUUCAUAAUAAAUCAAUUAUUAUUGAAAAACAUUCAACUCAAAAGAAAAAUCGUUUGAGUUUCAUAAUUAAGAUAAUAAUUUGUAUAUGUUUAAUAACAAUAGGAAUUGUAUUCUGUAUAUAUUAUUUUGUUUAUUUGCCAAAAUUUACAAAACGUCAUAAUAAUUAUUUCGAUAAUUAUGAUUUAAAUACAUCUGUUAGUGAAGCUGAUCAAAAUUCUGCAUUAGGUACUUUGAUGAAGAAUCUUAUGCCUAAUCAAAUGAAACUUGAUGAAACACCUGAAGAACAACCACAAAAUGCAAAUACAAUUGAAGUUAUACAAGAAACAUCACCAAGAAAUUUAAUUGGAUUAAUGGGUAAAACAAUGAAUCAAAGACCAAAUCAAACUCAAGACGAACCACUACCAAAUAAUUUAAUUGGAUUAAUGAGUAAAACAAUAAAUCAAAAUCAAACUCAAGAAGAACCACUACUACCAUCAAAUUUAAUUGGUUUAAUGGGUAAAACAAUGAAUCAAAAAUCAAAUCAAAGUCAAGAAGAACCAUUACCAUCAAAUUUAAUUGGUUUAAUGGGUAAAACAAUGAAUCAAAAUUUAAAUAACAUUAACGAAGAACCAGCACCUGAAUAUUCACUUGAUACGAUACAUAAUACAGGAGCACGACGUUCAUAUGGACAAAAUCAUUUACCCAAACGUGGAUCAUCACCAUCGAUAUAUAUUGAAAGAUUAUAA